Molecule: messenger RNA, 939 nt
Organism: Carya illinoinensis
Lineage: Eukaryota; Viridiplantae; Streptophyta; Magnoliopsida; Fagales; Juglandaceae
Product: RING-H2 finger protein ATL52-like
Exons: 2
Coding region: 226-888 (220 amino acids)
Biological process (GO): protein ubiquitination
Source: RefSeq, a predicted model, not a curated record
AAACAGACAGACAUACAGACAGAGAUCAGAUAGCUCCUGGUCGCUUAUCUACAACAUGGCCCCAGCUCACUCCCUCAUCCAUCCUUCAGUACUGUGUACUGAUUGUACAUCACUUUUGUCUUUGAUGAUUCUUUUUGGCCCAUAGAUUUUAGAGAAACCAACGUUAUAACAACAUAUUAACCUCGAAAACUUCUCUCCAAUUUUUUUCGCUCACAAAUCCCAGAAAUGGGAGAUGCUCCAAGCCCUUUCCCACAGCCACAUCCUCUUCCUCCACCAAAAUCAAACUUACCCACUUUGUAUUACGGCCUGGUGGUGAUUGGAACCGCGGCUCUGCUGCUAGCCAUAUACAACAUCCUCAUCAUCAGAUGGUGCACGCACAGCCGCAGCCAGAGACGGCUGCCAAGACAGGGCCAGCUGGCGGAGAUCUCUACAACUGAGAUCCGAGAAAACCCGAGCAGGUACUUGCUGUGCAGCUUCAAGUACAAGAAAGGAGGAGGAGGAGUGGAACAGCAACAGGAACAGGAACAGGAACAUGAAGAUGGUGAAGAUUUGAAUGACUGUGAAUGUGCGGUAUGUUUGUCCGGUUUUGAGGAAGGAGAAGAGUUGCGGAAGCUGCUGCGGUGCAAGCACUCCUUUCAUGCUCCAUGCAUAGAUAUGUGGCUCCACUCUCACUCUGAUUGUCCGCUCUGUAGAGCGCCAGUGGGCUGGCAGUGUCAGCGACAUGUCGUGUAUACGCAGCAGGUGAAUUCUCAAGGGGAAUUUUAUUUUGAUAACCUUGCGUGUCAUGUGGUGGGCAAAGAAAGAACAAACGACAGGAGGCAAAGCAAGUUUGUGUUUGUGUUUGUGUUAAGUCGAGCCAACCACGGAGGUCCCCACGAAUGUUUGUAACAGCGAUAUAUAGUUUUUGGGUUUGAAAUUUUGGCCAAUUUUUAGCUUGAA